Molecule: messenger RNA, 2756 nt
Organism: Salmo salar (Atlantic salmon)
Lineage: Eukaryota; Metazoa; Chordata; Actinopteri; Salmoniformes; Salmonidae
Source: RefSeq, a predicted model, not a curated record
CAUAUUAUGAACUAAAAACAUUUUUCAUUGACUAUGAAUAUGGUAUUCUAUCAAUGACAAACAGGAGAACUCAUUCACACCUUCUUAGAGAGGAACGGACUACAAACAUGGCAUUUUAUGGACUACAAACACGUUGACUCUGAAAGUCACUGCAGAUACAUCAGGACUGCAGACAGAAACCGAGAUGACUGUGGGUGUUGUGGUUCUGGAUGUACCUUACCUAAUUACAAAUAAAUCGGAGUUCAAUUUUUUUCCAAAAUUGACGUUAAAGGUUCAAAUGUAUUUCUUUAUUUUGUUUUUAAGAAAUUCUAAAAUAGUUUGACAACCCUGUUUUGUUCGCUUUUAAAUGAUAUCAAACUCAACUGUUUAUCUUUUUCAGUCAGUGAUGAAGACAUGUAUCAUGGUAUGGUGGGGUAUGCAAAAUGGGUCAACUUUGAGCACCUUUAUCUUUUGAAGGUUUUGGCAUUCAGGUCCAAAAUGUCCCUUUCUGACCACUUCUUAAAUGGACAAACAUUGUAUGAAACAUUUUGCUUAAUCAAAAGUGAUGCUGUCAAAAAGUGAUUAAAUUCAAAUGGAUUUCCCCCCACACACUACUAGGUCCGUAUCGCGGCCGACAGGUUUGUUCAUAACAUUCAUUAUACACAAUACAAUCUUAGACUGAACUUCUUACUGUGUAGCUCUUUCUCUCUAUCUCUAGGUUUUGUAUCAUACACAAUGUUUAAAAUGUCAGAACAGUACUUUUCUCAUAAAAAAAUGUCAUAUGCAAGAACGGGUGACACUUGUAAUUUCUGCAGUGCCAUAUAAAACCAUGUUUUUGACAAUUCGUUAGCCAAUUUUACUACACCAGUAUUUCAUCCUCAUUCUGCAUAAUUUGAACCUGUUGAAUGUUAAUGUUAAGUGGAUGGCCUUGUAAAACAUAUCAUCAUGAAGGCCAUGAACAGUAACUAGUAAUGCCUUAUACUGUUAGAAGGCUCAGAUUUUGUGCUUUUUUUAUUAGGUAUUCAUUAUUUGUGAUUUUAUGCAUUUUUGCAGUAGUAUGCACUGCUAUAAUCCGCCACAGUUCACGUGUCAUAAUACCGAUUAAAAACACAGAAAUGGUUCCAAUGGUUUUCCUGCCAUUCAUUUUUCACAUUAUGAAUAAAUAAAAAAGUAUAAUUAAUUGUGUUUGGUGUAGGUUAACCUUGGCAUGACGUUUUAAUAGCCGUGUAAUUCUCAGACAAUGUGAGUUUUAUCAAUUAAUUCGCCUCAAUUUACUCUCAAAAAUUCGCAAUGCUAAUUAUUGAUGAAAGUUACCUUGUCAGAGAGAGAUUUGCGUGGUUAUCGAAAUGUCAUGCCAGGGUAAUCCUGGCAUGCCUGAGUUUACAUGGCACACAAGGUAUUCACACAGUCACGUACACACAGUAUUCACAUGCAUGCCUGGAUGGCUUGCAGGUAAAUGGAGGGAGAAUACAGUAAAGAGUGUAUAUUGCGCUUGUUAAUAUGAUGCUGUGCAUUUAAUCUCUGUUUGUGUGUGUGUGGUGUGUAGAGCGUGGGGCUGCGGAACAGGUGGCAGUGAGUGGUGUAUUACCUACUCUGGCUCAAGCCCUUAGGAGGAGAGGACCGCUUACUUUAAUGACUGCUAAACUGGUGUCAGAACUGGCCAGAGAAACGGUGAUCAGGGAGAGGUGUGGUGAGACAGGGGUGUCAUCUGCUCUGCUGUCUGUGCUGCUCUCCAGGGAUCAGGAGCUACUGAUACACGCUGGCCGCGCUAUCGCUCGUAUCUGCUACGAGAGCCGGUGUCAACAGGAGCAGUUGUUGCGUUUGGGGGCGGUCCCUAGGCUGGUCGGAAUCCUGCUGGGUUUUAAAAGCAACCAGCCUCUGGAGGGUGUGUGUCUUGUGGCCCUGUGUAACCUAGGUGACAUGGGAGAGGGGGGGGAGGAUGGAGGUAUAUCGUGGGAGAGAGGCGUGUCGCUAUGCCCCGAGGAGUCUGUGUUUCGUGGCGUGACUUGUCACUCCUGCGGCUUUGGCUCCAUGGUUACAGUCGUCAGACUGACCCAGUGGUCGCCCGGGCAACACACCGUCAGCAUCGAGGUGUUAUCCCGUUACUCCAUCGGGUUCUGGACAAUGCAUAACAACCACCGGACAGUGCGACGUUCGCCACUCUCUCACCUGGGAACGUGUCCUAGGUUCUACAAAGCCAUCAAGUACUCCGUCCAGAACAUUCCCAACAGUAGAAGCCUCAAGUCACUGAUCUUCCACAUCUUCCUUUGAGAGGGGAAUGGACUACAAACAUGGCAGCAUAUUAUGGACUACAAACAUGGCAGCAUAUCAUGGUUUACAAACAACGCACCAUAUUAUGAACUAAAAACAUUUUUCAUUGACUAUGAAUAUGGUAUUCUAUCAAUGACAAACAGGAGAACUCAUUCACACCUUCUUAGAGAGGAACGGACUACAAACAUGGCAUUUUAUGGACUACAAACACGUUGACUCUGAAAGUCACUGCAGAUACAUCAGGACUGCAGACAGAAACCGAGAUGACUGUGGGUGUUGUGGUUCUGGAUGUACCUUACCUAAUUAGAAAUAAAUCGGAGUUCAAUUUUUUUCCAAAAUUGACGUUAAAGGUUCAAAUGUAUUUCUUUAUUUUGUUUUUAAGAAAUUCUAAAAUAGUUUGACAACCCUGUUUUGUUCGCUUUUAAAUGAUAUCAAACUUAACUGUUUAUCUUUUUCAGUCAGUGAUGAAGACAUGUAUCAUGGUAUGGUGGGGUAUGCAAAAUGGG